GCUGCUGCUGUUGCCGAGGGUUUCGACAGUGAGGCUCCCACCGAUGAUGAGAUGUUGUCGGCUCUCUCUGCUGGCACGAAUUCACCUGGUUCUCCGCCAGUCGCUGGAGGCGUCGGACCCAUCGAGCGACGUUCUCGUAGCCGCUCCCCCUACCGGGAUAACUCUGUUUCCGAGCCGGGUGCUCUGACGUCCGCCCACGGUUACUUCGUUGCGCCCUUCUUGAUCUUUUCUCAAGAGUACGCGCCCGAGCAGGUGAACCUCAUCAUGCCCGAAGGCCUUGAUACCCACGAGGUGCUAUUGCGUGUGCAGCGUUGUCGCGCAGAUACCUCGCGGGCACGCUUUCCCGCCCUGGCGGUGGUUUUUCCUCAAACCUCCGGUGCAUUUGGCGUUCUUUUAGCCUGGCCGGGUUGGUGUUCGGAGAUCUUCGCCGUCUUUGAUACGACUCAGGUCAAUGGCGCCAUUUUCUGUUGGGUCGUGUCCCCUGUCAUGAAUAGGGAAUCCUUGCUGGCCGCGGCCGGAUUGGCAGUCUACAGUGACAAUGAGGUUUAUGGGCCUGAGUCGGAGCGUCCUUUGCUUCCCUGCGAGGAGUGCCGAAUGUUCAACGGCGGUUGUGUGUCCUUUGUGCCUGUCAGUGGCUCCCACUUCGUGGUCUCGACACUUGACGAUAUGCUGUUGUCGCGUGAGGGGUGGAGUGUCGACUCUGUCGGCCUGGGCAUUCCCGGUCGCUGGGUCUAUGUUUUGACUGACACGGACCCUUGGAGUAUCGCGUGUGCUCUUGAUAGACGGCGUUUUAUGCGCCAGGAAAUCUCUGAGGCGCUGACGAUCCCUAUCACGUCGCUUUCCCUUCAGCCGGCACGGCCGCCUGUGACUGACUUUUUUGACAGCGGUCGACAUGCGGCAGAGGUUGUGAUCGCUACUCCGAGGCAGGCUGAGCUGGAGGGCUGUCACUUCUUUCUUGACUUGCGCCCCAUUUGUUGUGGGCUUUCUUGGGCUGCCUCCGCGGACUGUCUGGUUGAUGUUGAGGCCAUUCGCCAGCGAUGUGCGCGUUCGGGGCUCCCUGCUAGCCGUGUCGUUGUCCGUGGGGGUAUUGCUGUGGCGGACGGCCAUGUUCGCGUCUUUGCAGGGGAAGUUCUUGAGGUGUGCCAUGUGCCCGCUGACCCGGCCCAUGGUGAGGGUGAGGACCAUGAAGGUUCUUCCCCCCCCGAUCCGAUCCGAGGCAUCGAUGUCGAGGCUGGCUGUUACGCCUCCGAGAGUGCCGGGGCGUCGGAUAAGCGUCGGCGUCAGUCUGACCCUGCGGAGGGGACAGCGGGUCCGUCUUCCAGCCCCGUCUCCGGGCCUCCUGAGAGCAUGUCUGCUGAGGCGACGUCUGAUUCCCGCCCUUUGAGUGGUUCUGCUGCGGCGGUUGCCGCCCGCCUACUGACUGAGCCUGUGUGCGGGAACCGCGAGCAGCUGCAGGCCCUCCAAGAUUUGAGGUUUGUCACCACCGAGCUAGGAGGCGAAUGGCCUUAUAUCCCGGUUGAUGAAGGAACAGAGGACCGUGUCGGCACCGAUGACGCAAUGUCGGAUGAGUUCCUCUUAGGCUCUGCUGUGCACUGGAUGCGCGCGCUGGUGUUGAAGCCCCUUUUCGCUCCGGAGGAUUUGCGCUUUGCCAUCCGGCUUCCCGCUCUGUUGGAGGACGUCCGUCUUGCUGUGCGAGACGUCCGCCGACACGAUCUGUCGGAUGAUUUCCCUACACUUCUUGAGGUCUUCCCGCAGCCUGUCCCUGGCGUUUGCACCUUCCUUGCUAACCCUGCUUGGUUGGGGCUUGCCAUGGUUGCCUGUAUCGAUGCUCGAGACGUAGAUGGUCGGCUUUUCGCAACGCAGGUGCCGGAUUAUCUGGACCUCGGCUUUGUCGUUGGUCGCCCUUCCAGCUGA
Messenger RNA from Symbiodinium necroappetens, 1914 nucleotides. Lineage: Eukaryota; Dinophyceae; Suessiales; Symbiodiniaceae. The record is from the annotation of a GenBank genome assembly.